AUGGCGGCCACAAUGCCCAGCACGGCAUACACGCCGCACCCAAGCAAAAUGAUGAAGGCAGCGCAGUGGAUGGGUACACGCAACGUCGAAGUGGGAGUCGUACCCAAGCCUCAGAUCACAGACCCGGGCGACGCCAUCGUCCAAAUAACCCACUGUACGAUCUCCGGCUCCGACAUCCACCUAUACGAGGGCCAACUCAAAGACGCAAUGGAAAAAGGCGACAUUCUCGGCCAAGAAGCCAUCGGCAUGAUAGAAGAAGUCGGCCCGGAUGUCAAAACCCUCAAAGCAGGCGACCGGGUCAUCAUCCUACCCGUCAUUUCAUGCGGUACCUGUCAGUACUGCCAACGACAGCAAUACUCGCUCUGCGACAACACGAACCCAUCCAAGGAAAUGGAAGCCGCGUAUGGCCACCGACUCUGCGGGAAGCUGGGCUACAGCCGGCUCUGUGGUGGGUAUCCAGGUAAUCAGGCGGAGUACUGUCGCGUACCGCAUGCGGACUUAUCGUGUGUCCGGGCGCCGGAGUAUAUCGAUGCACGGAAAUUACUGGGUUUGACGAAUGUCGUGACUACCGCUUGGCAUGCGCUGGAGUUGGCUGAGGUGCAGGAGGGGGAUGUGUUGGGUGUUUGGGGUUGUGGGCCUAUUGGUCUCGCUACGCAGCGACUUGCGAAGCUCCGUGGCGCCAAGAAGGUCUUUGCCAUGGAUAAGGAUUCUCAGCGACUGCGGAUUGCGGAGGACUUUGGCAUGACUCCUGUUGAUGUGGAUAGUCAUCCUGAUGUGGCUGAGUAUAUUUUGUCGAUUCAGGACCAUGGCCUUGAUAGGUCCAUUGAGGCUAGCGGGUACCGUUGCGUGGGGAAACAGGAGUAUCCGGCUAUGCAGGCGAUUGGGCUUGAGAAGGAUAGUAGUGACACAUUGGCGGCGAUCAUCAAGGCAACCCGUAAGGGUGGGAAUGUGGCGUUGGUUGGGGAUUUCUUCUUCACGACGCGUGAUUUCCCGAUUGGGCCGUUGAUGCAGAAAGCGCUGACAGUCCGCGGGGGUCAAACGUGGCCCCAAAGGUAUUUUCCGUUUUUAAUGGAUCUGGCGGUGCAAGGCAAAAUCGAUACGUCAUGGAUGUUCACGUAUGUGGACGAAUUCGAGAACAUCGCGGAGAUGUACAAGAAGUUUUCGCUGCAUGAGAUCCCAGGGAAACUGAAACUUCUGGACGCAGUCAACAGAUGCAAGGCUAUAGCGACCUGCCAGUCACGGAGGUUGGAAUCUGAUUUGAGUCAGCAUAGUCAGCCAAAACCUUAUAGAAGCACGGAUAUAAAUACGCGUGGGCUCCCCGCAUUGGUAAAUCCACACUUCAUCAUGUUCCCCCCACCACCCAUUGCUCUCGAUUGGAAUAACCUGGGCUUCAAAGUCCGGGAUGCAGGCAAUGGCCAUGUCGAAAUCCACUUCUCCCACAGCGGUGAGAACAAAUGGUCAGCACCGCAAUUCGUCGCCUCACCCUUCCUACCAGUGCACGGGAUGGCACCGGGCCUGAAUUAUGGCCAGCAGGUCUACGAAGGUCUUAAAGCCUUCCGUCACCCAGCCAAUGACAAGAUAACCAUCUUCCGGCCCGACCGCAACGCCAAGCGCAUGCAGUACUCCGCCGAAGUGGUCUCGAUGCCUCCCGUUCCGGAGGAUCUUUUCAUCGAGUGCGUGCGGUUGGCAGUUGGCGCAAACGCCGAGUACGUACCACCCCACGACUCCGGCGCUGCGAUGUAUGUUCGACCCAUACUCUUCGGCUCCUCUGCGCAGCUGGGACUAAGUCCGCCGGACGGGUACACACUGGCUGUAUUUGCUAUGCCGACUGGCGUGUACCACGGAGCUAGCGCGGUUGAAGCGCUAAUCUUGGAGGACUUCGAUCGCUGUGCACCGCAUGGAACCGGUGCUGCCAAAGUUGGUGGAAAUUAUGCGCCUGUGCUGCGACACAGUGACCGGGCGCGGCGGGAAGGGUUUGGGAUUACCCUUCAUUUGGAUAGUGCGACUCGCAGUGAAGUCGAUGAGUUCUCGACUUCUGCUUUCAUUGGAGUGAAGCGGGAUGGCGAUCAGGUCACUGUGGUUCAGCCGGAUAGCCGGAAUGCAAUUGACUCGGUUACGGCGGCGUCGGUGCUGGAGAUUGCCCGUACGCUGGGAUACCGCGUGGAGAAGAGGCGGGUUAUGUACGAGGAGCUGCGCGAGUUUGAUGAGGUUAUUGCUGCUGGUACGGCGGCGGCGUUGGUCCCUGUGGGUAGUAUUACGAUGCGGUCCCGUGGUGAUAAGUUUGAGUACCGUUGCGGGGCUCAGAAGGAGGGUGGUGAGGUUUGCGUUAAGUUGCUGCAAACUCUUCGCGGUAUACAAUCUGGGACUGUCGAGGAUACCUUUGGUUGGAACUAUGAGGUGCAGGCACCACCGAAGGGAUGGACACAGCAAGAGCAGGAAGAGAUUGAGCUGAGUGGUGCCAAUGUCCCAUAA
This is a messenger RNA of Penicillium mononematosum, 2472 nucleotides long. RefSeq names its product Branched-chain amino acid aminotransferase II. Lineage: Eukaryota; Fungi; Ascomycota; Eurotiomycetes; Eurotiales; Aspergillaceae. Gene Ontology annotation, molecular function: branched-chain-amino-acid:2-oxoglutarate transaminase activity. Gene Ontology annotation, biological process: branched-chain amino acid metabolic process. The record is from RefSeq and is a predicted model, not a curated record. The transcript has 5 exons. The coding region runs from base 1 to 2472 and encodes 823 amino acids.